Molecule: messenger RNA, 4560 nt
Organism: Nannospalax galili (Upper Galilee mountains blind mole rat)
Lineage: Eukaryota; Metazoa; Chordata; Mammalia; Rodentia; Spalacidae
Gene: Osbp2
Product: oxysterol binding protein 2
Exons: 14
Coding region: 21-2759 (912 amino acids)
Cellular component (GO): intracellular membrane-bounded organelle; cytosol; membrane
Molecular function (GO): cholesterol binding
Source: RefSeq, a predicted model, not a curated record
GCGCUAGGCUCCGUGGCUCUAUGGGGAAAGCGGCCGCUCUGAGCCGAGGCGGUGGCUGCGGCGGCCGGUCCCGCGGGCUCUCGUCGCUGUUCACGGUUGUACCCUGCCUGUCCUGCCACACGGCGACGCCAGGCAUGAGCUCUUCCACGCCCGGUUCCGGCCCGGAGCCCAAGCCCCAGCCCCAGCCAGUGCGGCCACCUGAGCGGGAGUUGCUGUCACAACAGGUGUGGAAGCCAGUUUUCGAGCCGCUGCCGAGAUCCGAACCCGGGUCGCAAACGAAGUCUGUGCCAAGGACAGGGGCUGGGCAGAGAUCGGAACUCCAGGGGUCGCUCCUGGGGUCAGAGGCGGGCCCAAGUGUAGGGGCUACACUCUUCAGCUAUGCCAUACCUGAGCAGCCGAUCCCCUUGGGGUCCAUAGUGCCUCUGGUCAAGCCUGAGUCCAGGUCGGUGCCAAAGCCCCCGUCCCUUCCGCGAUCGGGACAGGCGAAGACGUCGUCUCCUGGCGGUCUAGCAUCAGGGACUGGCACGAGCUCCGCUGAACCGAUGGUCUCACUGCCUCUGGAUAGCCACAAGGGCUGGCUCCUCAAGUGGACUAACUACCUGAAGGGCUACCAGCGCCGCUGGUUCGUGCUCGGCAAUGGCCUGCUGUCCUACUACAGAAACCAGGGUGAAAUGGCCCACACCUGCCGUGGAACCAUCAACCUGGCCACUGCACACAUUGACACGGAGGACUCUUGUGGAAUCUUGCUGUUCAGCGGGGCAAGGACCUACCACCUCAAGGCUGGCUCAGAGGUGGACCGACAGCAAUGGAUCACCGUUCUGGAGCUGGCCAAGGCCAAGGCUGUCCGUGUGAUGAAAACUGAGUCAGAUGACUCUGGGGACGACGACGAAGAGUCUGCUGCCCCAGCUGACAAGAGCGAGCUCCACCACACCCUUAAGAACCUCUCCUUGAAGUUGGAUGAUCUCAGCACAUGCAAUGACCUUAUUGCCAAGCAUGGCGCUGCACUCCAGCGUUCCCUGAAUGAGCUGGACAGCCUCAAGAUCCCAUCUGAGAGUGGGGAGAAGCUGAAGGUGGUGAAUGAGCGAGCCACCCUUUUCCGAAUCACAUCAAAUGCUAUGAUCAAUGCCUGCAAGGAUUUUCUGGAACUAGCCGAGAUUCACAGCCGGAAAUGGCAGCGGGCACUGCAGUAUGAGCAGGAGCAGCGUGUCCAUCUGGAGGAAACCAUUGAGCAGCUGGCCAAGCAACACAACAGCCUCGAGAGAGCCUUCCACAACACCCCUGGCCGGCCAACAGACCCCAGCAAGAGCUUCAGCGAGGGAAGCUUCUUGACUUCCAAAGGAGAGGACAGUGAGGAAGAUGAAGAUACCGAGUACUUUGAUGCAAUGGAAGACGCUACAUCCUUUAUCACCGUGAUCACUGAGGCCAAGGAAGACAGGAAAGCCGAGGGUGGAACUGGGCCAAGCGCUGUGGACUGGACCUCAGCAGACAAUGUGUUAGAUGGUGCCUCACUCAUGCCCAAGGAUUCAUGCAAAAUCAAGAGGCGUGUCCGUAUCCCAGACAAGCCCAACUACAGCCUUAACCUCUGGAGCAUCAUGAAGAACUGCAUCGGCCGUGAGCUCUCCCGGAUCCCCAUGCCGGUGAAUUUCAAUGAGCCCUUGUCCAUGCUCCAGCGGCUUACAGAGGACCUGGAGUACCACCACCUGCUGGACAAGGCAGUGAACUGCGCCAGCUCCGUGGAGCAGAUGUGCCUGGUCGCCGCCUUCUCUGUGUCUUCCUAUUCCACCACCGUGCACCGCAUUGCCAAGCCCUUCAACCCCAUGCUGGGGGAGACCUUCGAGCUAGACCGCCUUGAGGACAUGGGCCUACGUUCCCUCUGUGAGCAGGUGAGUCACCACCCACCCUCUGCUGCCCAUCACGUGUUCUCUAAGCGUGGCUGGAGCCUCUGGCAGGAAAUCACCAUCGCCAGCAAGUUCCGGGGGAAAUACAUCUCCAUCAUGCCACUCGGUGCAAUCCACCUAGAAUUCCAGGGCAGUGGCAAUCACUACGUCUGGAGGAAGAGCACCUCAACUGUGCACAACAUCAUCGUGGGCAAGCUCUGGAUUGAUCAGUCAGGGGACAUUGAGAUUGUGAACCAUAAAACCAAGGACAGGUGCCAGCUAAAGUUCGUGCCCUACAGCUACUUCUCCAAAGAGGCAGCCCGAAAGGUGACUGGAGUGGUGAGUGACAACCAGGGCAAGGCCCACUAUGUGCUGUCAGGGUCAUGGGAUGAGCAGAUGGAGUGUUCUAAGAUUGUGCAGAGCAGCCCCAGCAGCCCCAGUUCUGAUGGGAAACAGAAGACUGUGUACCAGACGCUGCCGGCCAAGCUGCUGUGGAAGAAGUACCCACUGCCGGAAAACGCGGAGAACAUGUAUUAUUUCUCGGAGCUGGCCCUGACCCUCAACGAACAGGAGGAGGGCGUGGCCCCCACCGACAGCCGCCUGAGGCCGGACCAGCGGCUGAUGGAGAAGGGGCACUGGGAUGAGGCCAACACCGAGAAGCAGCGGCUGGAGGAGAAGCAGCGCUUGUCUCGGCGGCGGCGGCUGGAGUCCUGCGCAGCAGGCUGCGGCGGUGAGGAAGAGAAGGAGUCAGAUGACUAUGCGCCCCUGUGGUUCGAGAAGAAGUUGGACCCGCUGACCGGGGAGAUGGCCUGUAUGUACAAGGGUGGCUACUGGGAGGCCAAGGAGAAGAACGACUGGCACAUGUGCCCCAAUAUCUUCUGAUCACCACCCCUGCAGCAAAUACAGGCGCCUGCACAGCCAGGUCAACUUUUUCUUUAAUGCACUCAAUUUAGAACUGAAUGGCACAUGCAGUCUCUCUCUCUCUCUCUCUCUCUCUCUCUCUCUCUCUCUCUCUCUUUCCUAAAAGGGGACAAGGAUUGACCCGGGUUCUCUCCAGUCUCCCAGGUGCACCGGGUCACAUGUGUCCCUUUACCAUGGAUGGACUUGGGCCCCAUGGGCACCCCAGCUCCCAGUUACCACAACUCAGGCCGGCUGGCCGGGCCACGGGCUGCCCAGGUCAUUAGCCCCAACCCAAGGAGGAAUUAGUCCCUCCUAGGGAGCCUCUUUUGACUUUUUUAGAACAAACCCUCCACUUUCCAGCCAUGAGGUUUAGUACAUAUUUUUAGUAUAUCACUUAGAAGACAGCUUUCCAAUUGUACUUUCUUGCCACAAAAUUGUCCUGGCAAUAACCCCUUUUUUAAAGACAUCAGGAAGCCAGACCACUUUGAGUUGGGAGCAUUUUGUAGCUAACAUAGCGAGGUCCUUUUGUAUCUGGGGCUGCCCAACCCCCCUAAGCUCUAAACGCCCACAGAGACAGGAGGAGGACUGCCCUUGAGCUGAACAGCACAUGGUCUCUCUCUGGAGGGGCCACCAAUAAGCGGGGGCAGGGAGGCAGUUGGAGAUAAACCUAUUCCAGCUAAGGGCAACAGCCUCCUGCCUAGCCUUGGCUGUGCUGGGACAGCACCCCAGCCCCAAAGAGGCCAAGUAGGACUAGAAGGCAGGACCUAUGCGUGUCCUGCCCAAGAACCAGGCCCCAAAUCAGCAAUAACGAAUAAAUCCUUCACUCAGCUUGGGCUGGUGACCCAGGCUCCAACACCUGGCCUCCCCGGCAUCAGGGGAUGCUUCAUCUCAGCACUCUUGAAAUUUUUAUUUGCCUAAUUUAUAUAUAAUAUAUAAAUAUAUAUAAAAUAGCUAUUUUGCUUAAAUUUCUAUGGUAUGUGAAAGUGAAAAAUGAUGAAGACAGGGUGUGCCUGUCUGAGUUUGGUCUCUUGACAGCUGUGCCCAGCCGUCUCAUCAUACCCCUUCCGGUGGCUUCUGCCAAGCUUUGGGAGACUGAACCAAGUGGCCACAAUCUAGCCCUCAGAACCUCCAACUCCAAUCCUCCUCACUUCAGUUUGGCCCUGAACAUUCAUUGCAGGGCUUUUCUUUCUACUCCAGGACUGGUUUUUGUUUUGGGUUUUUUUUUUUUAAAGUAAAAACACCAAGUAUGAAAUGCCUUACAAUACCCACUCCAGAGAUGUGGGGCAGGAUGGGAGGGGACACUGGUCUCCCCUCAGAGCUGUAGAAUGUACUUCUUCCCAACAGUCUGUGACCAUAAUAAUUAAAAAAAAAUUAAAAAAACAAACAAACUUGAUUUUGGAGUUUUCCACUGCCCUGUUCCAGAAUGUCUGUGGCUGGAUGGAGGAGGGCUGAUGAAAAUUACAACCAUGGGGGGUAGGGGAGGGAUAAUUCUACUAAUGCUCAAAUAGCAAAAGGUGUGUCUGGAAGGGGUGGAAAGGGACCUGAUAGAGUGUGGUCUAUGCCAGGAAGAGGGCUCAAUGGAUAGAGGAGUGCCAGCACUUACCCAGGAGAGGGGGCCACAGUCUGCUAGGGGGCUACGCUGAUAACACAGCUCUGGGGCAUACCUGAACCCAGAUCUGCCCCCCAUCCAAGGGGUAGUGCUGUACCACCCAGAAGCUACCAGCAGCAUCCUCCUAUCACCAAGUUCCUAGAACUCUCUAGGUAGAAGCACCCUGGCAGAGGC